Plasmopara halstedii is the source of this 804-nucleotide messenger RNA. RefSeq names its product 30s ribosomal protein s9. The transcript is spliced from 2 exons. Bases 1 to 804 code for a protein of 267 amino acids. Gene Ontology annotation, cellular component: ribosome; cytosolic small ribosomal subunit. Lineage: Eukaryota; Oomycota; Peronosporomycetes; Peronosporales; Peronosporaceae. Gene Ontology annotation, molecular function: RNA binding; structural constituent of ribosome. The record is from RefSeq and is a predicted model, not a curated record. Gene Ontology annotation, biological process: translation.
AUGAAGGUGCUUGUACUAACGGCACGUCGUGUGGCGCGGGCAGCUAUCCCAGCAGCGGUGACCACAUUACAUCCAAAAACUGUACAACCACUGCUAAAUGAAGAGCUUCUACCUAUUGACGAGGAAGGCAUUUCCACGGCUGAGAGACGGCGUCGUCUUGAAGCUUAUUUGGCUCAUAACGCUGAUUUUUUUGACGAAAAGCGUUGGGGGGCGCAAGAUGGUGAAAAAUGGUUUGGUUUUGAUGGAGAUAUGGAUGCUGUUACUGAAGAGGGUGUGCCGACGUGGCUACAAUCUGUACGCAAUAUGGUUAGUGUUGAUGAGGAACGUGCCACCCGUGCUAAAGCAGCUCGUGUUGCCUUUCAUGAGGCGAAGAAUAAGGUUGUACGAGUACGAAAUGUUGACGAAAAAGGUCGUGCAUACGGCACCGGUCGUCGUAAGACAAGUACUGCACGUGUGUGGAUUAAACCCGCCGCGCAGCCUUUAAUGGGUCGUAUUCAAGUGAACAAGAAGGAUUUUGUGGAUUAUUUUGUGCGUGACUUUCAUCGCGAGGAAGUUUUAAAGCCUUUUUCAGUAGUCGAGCAAAUUGGUGGAUUUGAUGUGUACUCUACGGUUAAAGGAGGGGGCAUGACUGGCCAGGCUGGCGCUGUGCGUCACGGCAUUGCUCGUGCGCUACAGGAAUUCAAUCCCGAGAUGCGUCCUGCACUUAAAAAGGCAGGACUACUCACACGUGACCCACGUAUGGUCGAAAGGAAGAAGGCUGGUCAAGCUAAGGCUCGUAAGAAAUUUCAAUGGGUUAAAAGAUAG